UGCUGUCCACCGAAGGUCCCUGUGUGGGCUGCAUUGUCGGGGCUGCUUGCCAGGUGGGAGCCGCUUCUGUCUCCAUACUAGGCGUCCUUGCUUCCACCCUGGGCCCUGCUUCCAGUGCGUCCAGUCUUGCUAAGAUGGAGGCAACAUCCCCUGUGUCAGCCCUAUUCACUGGCUGCUGCGCUUUCCCCCUAUGACGUUUGGGUGCUGGCCCUUUUGCUUUCCCCCUCGCAGGUUGAGCCCUGGGUGCACUAGGCUGGCGUGGGCCGUGCUCAAGGGCCUCCAGCCUAGCCAGUAUGGCAGCCCAUGGGGGCCCCUCCUCGCUCCUAGCACCCACUGCCGCUGGGGGUGGGCAUCUCCCUCCUGCUUUGUGGGCCUUUCCUUUCCCUUUUGGCCCCCCCUGUCCUUUCUUGGGUGGCAUCUCUGGUGCUUUGUAUCCCUGGCCUAGCCCUGUCCAGGAAGAGGGGGGGGCUGGCCUGCCUAUUCUCUGUUCCCCUCGCACCCACUUAUCUGAGGCCCAGGGUCGUGUCACCCGCCCUUCCCUGAAGAUGCCCCAAAUAAAUUGCAGCCUAAAGGCCGCCUAGCCUGUGGUCUUUGCUGCCAUCGGUUCCGAUCCUGCGCCACAGGCCUCCACCGAGGCCUCCUGGGAUCCGCUGCUGCCGCCGCUGCCGGAACUGUAGGAACUCACGAGGGCCCGAGCCUUGCUGCCGUGCACGCCUCGAUGCCGCCGAUGCCGCCAAGCCUCGCUGAGCCCAGCCUCGCUGCUCUGCUUCUCGAUCUCCCGAGGGGGCUAGGGAGGCUCGCCGCCGAAACCUGGUCCAGACGAGGCAAAGCCUCCUGAGGCCACGUGCGCCGCGAAAGGAGCCACGCUGCGCCGCUGAGUCCUUGAGUCCUUGCUUCUGCCGCCGGACUCACAUCAAUUCGCUCGCCGACGCACGUGGCUCCUCAAGGCUCCUACGGGCCAGGCCUUGGUGCUGGGUGGCCGGCGGCGAGGAGCGGUCGGCGCGCCUUGAUCGCGGCGCGGCAAGGACGGCGGAGAGGCCCUGGCGCCCUGGAGGGGCAGUUGGGACUAGGCCUCUGGAGGCCCUCCAGCGGGAGGUGCAGCAGCAGCAGCCGUUGAGCUCCUCGCCAGGGAAGCCUGCAGGAGGCAUCUGCAGACCCGGCGGAGCAGUGGAGGGAGUCCUAGGCCUCAGGAGGCCCUGCGGCGGCGGAGGUGCGGUGGCAGCGGCUGUGUGGCUCCUCUCCAGGGAAGCCUGCAAGAGGCAGCUGCAGACCCGGUGGUGCAGCAGAGAGAGCCCUAGGCCUCGGGAGGUCCUCCAGAGGAGCGAAGUGCAGCGGCAGCACGGCCUAAAGGCAGCGGCGGAUCUCAGGCGAGGCGGCCUUGUGGCCGCGUUCUUUUUCUUUGAUUGCUACCCAGGGGUCCCCUGUGGGAAGGUUCUCUGCCCCUCAUCCACCCCAUAGCAAGGGAAGUGGGUCCCAGCCCCAUCUUGCAUGCCCUCCAUUUCUCACUUGGCGGCCCAGGUUGCCAGGAUUGUGGGGUGAGAUAAAGGGGCCCAUCAGCAGGGGAGGGGAGUGAGCAGGGGACACAGUCCAGCUGGGCUGUGAGGGUGCUGCCCCCCCUUAUAGGUAUCCCCACGCUGACCACCUCUCACUUUGCCAGGAGGCACUUCCACAACGGGCAUAGGCCUUGGGGGUCAUUUCUGCUGGAUAGACCCGGCUACACUCUGGCUCAGGAUGCCACCUAAAAAAGGUCAAGGUGGGCCAAAAGGGAAGGGAAGGGCCCCCAGGGCAGAGGGUAGGUGCCCACCCCCAGCGGCGGAGGAUGGGGGACAAGGGGAAGGCAUGCCAUGGACUGCUAUACUGGCCAGGUUAGAAGCCCUGGAGAGGGGCUCAGCCCAGCCGGCACCUGGGAGAACAAAGGAACCACCCCCCAAGCGGCCCCGGGAUAAAGCGCUGCGUCCAGUCGGCGGGGCUAACGCUGCAGCUAUUACUUCUAUCUUAGCACGACUGGACGCGCUGGAGGCAGGGCCUAAUGGGGCCGCAGCAAGAGUGCCCAGAGCAGAAGCAGGACCAGCGUUGUCUUCACAUGCAGCCCCGGGACCACAGCCCAUGCAUGGCCCCUCAGCAGACAACAUAGUGGGCCCCAGGCACCACUUCAUGUCCCGCAACCUCAAAUCAGUGGCAGGCAUGGAAUCAGUCGUGGGAGAGAAAAUUGGAAAGGAGGUCAUGGCAGGCCGCGUUCUGGGCCCCUUUACGGCACCACCCAUCCCUUCACUCAGAGUUUCCCCGCUGGGCCUCGUGCCCAAGAAGGCACCAGGUGAAUUUCGCCUUAUACACCACCUGUCUUUUCCCCAGGGUGGGUCAGUAAAUGACUUCAUCCCAUCAGACCUCUGCUCUGUCCGCUACACAUCAUUUGACUGCGCAGUUCGUAUAGUUAGGGACUGCGGGAUUGGCGCCCACAUGGGAAAGUGUGACAUCAAAUCUGCCUUCCAUCUCCUCCCUGUGCACCCACGGGACUUUGAGCUGUUAGGCUUUGCCUUCAUGGGCAAAUAUUAUGUGGAUAGGGCAUUGCCUAUGGGCUGCUCCAUCUCAUGCUCGGUUUUUGAGCGCUUCAGUUCUUUCUUGCAGUGGGCAGUCAGGAGACGGGCAGGCCGGCAAUCAGUGGUGCACUAUCUGGACGACUUCCUGUUUGCGGGCCCUGCAGACUCGGGCGCCUGUCAGGCUCUUAUGGAGCAGUUCGCAGGGAUGGCCGGGGAACUGGGCGUUCCCCUUGCGGCUGAGAAAACUGAGGGCCCGUCCACCACCCUCAAUUUUCUGGGCAUAGAGAUCGAUACAGUGGCCCAAUGCUGUAGGCUCCCACAGGAUAAGCUGGUGGCCCUUAAGGGGAAAAUCUCGGAGGUGGUUGGGGCAAAGAAGGUGACAUUGGCCACACUACAACAGCUGGCAGGCCAUAUGAACUUUUCAUGCAGGGUGGUAGCACCCGGGCGCGCAUUCCUGCGGCGCGUGUACGAUGCCAUGUCCGGCCUAUCACGCCCCCACCACCACACGCGUGUUACUGCCGCUCUCCGGGAGGACCUGGCAGUUUGGUCCACCUUCCUGCAGGAAUUCAAUGGGGUCUCCUUAUGGAGAAGGGAUCGCCUGUUGGAAGCGGAGCUACAGGUGAGCUCCGACGCCUCAGGUUCCUGCGGUUUUGGGGUCAUUUUCCAUGACUCAUGGUGUCAUGGCAGCUGGCCACAGAACUGGGCACAGGCUGGCCUGACCAGAGACCUGACCUUUUUGGAGUUCUUCCCCAUUGUCAUGGCCGUACACCUUUGGCCCGACAAGCUGGGCAAUUCCUCAGUCCACUUUUGGUGCGACAACCUCCCUACGGUGCAUGUCAUCAACACCCUGUCCUCUAGAAACCCCAACGUUAUGCGGCUGGUUCGUGUGUUCGUGCUCCAAUGUCUUCGCUAUAAUAUACAGUUCCUUGCACGCCAUGUCCCGGGUAUUGAUAAUAGUAUUGCUGAUGCUCUAUCACGGAACCAGAUGGAGAGAUUUCACCAGCUGGCGCCGUGGGCAAGGGCUCAGCCGGACGUGGUACCCCCAGCGCUAUGGGAGAUUGGAGGACCGAAUCAGAACGGGCCAUAAGCCUGUCUGUGGCACCCAGCACUUUGGCCAGCUACCAGGGGGCAGGUAGGGACCUGGCAAGCUUCAGGAAGUCCAGAGGCUACACCCAGGAGUGGCCCAUCCCUGUGAAGCAUCUUAUGGAGUUCUGCGUGGAAGGGAAGCGGAGGGGACUUUCAGUCAGGACCAUCAGAGGUAAGCUCUCCGGUCUAUCCUUCCUAGGGAAAGCACGGGGCUUCCAGGACUACUCCAGUGACUUUAGGGUCCGCCGGAUGCUGGAGGGGUGGUCCCAUGAGCGCCCACACACACCUGAUGCCCGUGCCCCCUUUUCCCCAGAGCUACUGUUGGGUCUGCAGGGACAGUGGAGGGUUCUAUGUUCUUCCCAUUUUGAGGCACUGCUAUACCAUGCUGCGGCCCUCACCUUGUUCUUUGGGGCCUUCCGAAUAGGGGAGGUAGUGGCAGGUUCUAAGAUGGAUGGCUCCCUCCGGGCCCUUCUGGUUUCUGAUCUCAGCUGGGAGCCAGAGGGGGUCCGCCUGCGACUCAGGCAGUCAAAGACGGACCAACACCACAAGGGUCGUCUGAUUGUGUUAUCCCCAUGCCAACAGGAGGAACUCUGCCCGGUUAGGGCCCUGCGGAUCUUUCUGGCAGCCCGGGGGCUGCAGCCAGGGUACCAAUUCAGGCAUAGGGACCUCCAGCCCCUUACCAAGUAUCAGUUUUGGUCGGUGACAAAGGCAGCACUCCAUAGGCUAGGUGUGGAUGCCCGCAAGUUCGGGACACACUCCUUCCAGAUAGGAGCAGCCUCCACGGCCGCCCACCUGGGUUUUUCCAAGGGGCAGCUACAGGCAGUGGGCAGGUGGUCCUCGGAUGCAUAUAAGACUUAUGUUAGACCACUAACAGAGAUGCAGGAGGCCAGCAGCUAAUGGCAAUUGUUGUCGUUUUUGGCAGGCUGCUGGGAAAGAUUGGAGCAAGUGAGCAUCCUCCUCUGCGGUCACAGCAUGAUUUUCUGGGCAGGCCGCAGGGCGGUGAAGUCCCGCAUUGGAACACAGCUGGGGCUCAGUCAGUGGGCCUCAGUGCGGUGGCUUGGGCGCCGGGGGAUGCGUUGGGACGGUCUCCUGCCUACCUUGUUCCAGUCAGCUGUGGACCAGGCAGUGCCCCAGCUGCUGGUCAUCCACCUGGGAGGUAAUGACUUGGGCCUGUUGAAGGGCAAGGCCCUGAUCGAACAGGCAUGUAGUGACCUCCAGGCCAUUGCGCUGCGCUGGCCGGGGGUGAACUUGGUAUGGUCUGACAUCCUGCCGCGCAGGACGUGGAAUUGUGCUGGUGACCCACGGGGAAUGGGCAGGGCUCGGAAGAAGGUUAAUAGACAGAUUCAGAGGGCCAUCAAGGGCCUGGGGGGUUCUGUCAUACACCACCCAGAGAUCAAGCACGAUAGGCUGGAGUUGUUCAGGCCAGAUGGCGUGCACUUGACUGACGUGGGCAAUGACAUCUUCCUGAUGGACCUGCAGAGGGGUGUGCACCAGAUUCUUAUCGUGUGUGGGGUAAAGGGAGACUAAGCAGAGGCUUGUCCCCCUUUUGUGGCAAGGAAGCGUGGGGGAAAGGUUAAAAGGGAAAGGGCAGCUAGGUGACACCUUUAGGCACCUUUGGGGGUGAUUGGCGGUCCGGGAGCCUGCACCUCAGGGUUAUACGGACCGGGAGCAGAACACGGGCCGCUUUUGGGGCCAACGUGCCUCAUCCGCUCGGAGUUUCAGGGCUCCGGGGGGCGGUGAUGCGGGUUGGACCCCCUACACAUCUUCAGGGUGUGGCCAGAGCUGGGGCCUGGCACAGGGCAGCCCCAGGCUCAGGCAAGGUUUGGUUGCCCUAUAGCUGCAAGCAGGCUUCGCCUGGAUCAGCAGAAUUCCCCCUCACUUGAUUGUCCCUCUGCAGGUUCAUUGGUUAUAAUUGACUCUGUUUUAAUAACGUGGCCCAUGAUUUAACCCAAUGAAUGGUGUCUGUGUUUAUUUCGGCAAUAGGCCGCGACAAGCAGCUUUCACUUCUCUUCCAGUCAGAAGCAAACCUCAAAGCAGUUUUUCCCUUGAUUGCUACAACGCAUCUCUCAAAUUGUUUUCCCUGACUGUUUGUUCUACACACAAACAAACAAACAAACACACUGCAGACCACUGGCAUGAGAUCCAAAUUAUGUGACAGCAACAGAACCAUUAUUUUAAGGAUUUAUGAACUGCUUCCCAUCAAAGUGGUAUACCACAAAAAUAUCGCUUAUCAAAGGAUGAUGUGAAUGAAGUGUCUAUAAAGGAAAACAACAAAGACAGACUGCAGUUUGGAGAGAGAGAGAACGAGCAGACUGAGCUGUAGUGUCUGUAAGCAUUUGGAGGUACUGGCUGCCUCUUUGGACUGAAGGCCUGAUGCAAGAGAAGUGGACUUUGACUGUCUGAUAGACUGUUAGCUGUGCCUCCAUCUGCGCUCAACCUGUACAUUUGUAAAUAAACCCAGCUUUACAAAACACUAAUAACCCUCCUGUGACCUCCUUCCAAAGGUAACCAAACCUGGUUAAGCCCCUGGAAUUUCUCACCGAUCAGAGAAAUGGAGUGAAUGUAACACUAUCUUGCAGGGCUUUAAGGAGUUGCUCUUCCUGGAACUGUAUUCCUACUUUUUAAUAUUGGAUUUUGCAGCGUUCAUUUUGGAAUGCCAGGUGCAAAUCUUUGAUUGUGGGCCUCUAGUUUUUGAGGGAAGUACAAAGAAUUCCUGUAAGAUUCAGGGAGACAUUUUUGACAGAUUACUAAAUCUCUCCUUGAAGCCCAAUAGAAGAAACUAAUGGAGAAGACUGCAUCUUAAGACUGGUAUUCAGAGACACCUCUAGAGACACCUCUACAGCGUCUGAUUGAGCAAGAUAAAGUGAGAAACAUGUCUUGGAAUAAAGCAGUCCCUUUUCCAUCACUUCUUUGUUAGUGUGUAAAGACCUCAGCCAAGAUCAAACAUCUUAGGUCACUAGGCAUUGUGCCAACAUAUAAUAACAUUCCCUUGCAUGAAUGUUUUUAAGAGGAGUAAAGAUAACUGUAUAUUGGAUUUUCUUUUUAUCUUGAUCAGUCUUCAGAUGUCUUUUCCUCAGCUGGCUGAAGAUGGCUCUAAAGCAAUAAAAAGAACCUUCCAAAAUGAAUUGAAUAUUUGCCGAGUUACAAAGCUCGACAAGGAAAUAUGUUCUUCUAACUUUUUUCUUCAUCCUCCUCUUCCAUUUGAUUCUGGCAAACAAAUUGAUUUUUGAGACAUGUUGUUUUUUAGCUGUGGGUGGAUGCAUGCACACGCUAGAGGAUCAACACAUUGAGCUUAAUGCAAAAUCUCUCAGGUCCAGUUUCCAAUGAAGGGCCUGCUGAAAGUCAGCAACAUCCCAACUACAGAAGCAACCCAAGAAAUAAUAGCUUGGUGUGCUCUUGUAUUAUCUUUUGCAAAGCUGCAGAGGCUGCUGCUGGGCAGAACUCUUUUGAAAUUCACUCUUAAAUUUAAAUGCUGAAUUGCUCCCAAGCUUGCAAAGCAGUGCAAACUAUUAAAAAUAUAUAUUUUAAAAAAUACAAUAUAAAACAGGCCCUCCAGAUGUUGCUGGACUACAGUUCCCAUCAUCCCUGACCAUUGGUAAUGCUGGCUGGGGCUGAUGGGAGGUGGAGUCCAACAACAUCUGGUGGGCACCAGGUUCCACCGUCCUGACAGAAAAUAAUCACAAAUGAAAAGCGGAAACAGAAAGAGAACUAAAUAAAAUCACCAUCAGUUGCCUCCCAACAACCCAAGUGUGUUCUUGUGUAAAAAGGUUUCACUGAACCUUUCUGAAAGCCAUCAUUGAACUGGCCAAACAAGUUUCCUAAGGCAAGUUCCAAGUUCCAAAAGGCUAUCACAGUAAAAAUCUAAAACUAUCCCAUUCGGGGCAGGGACACAAAAGAGGUCUUCACCUCAUCCAUUGAGGCACAUAGGAGAAUGUAUAAGAAGGAGGUGUGCCUUUCAGUCCCAGGGUCCAGACCACCUGGGGCAAACCUAGCAACUUGAACUGGAUGGGAAAACAAACUGGUAAUCAGCACAAUUCUUUGAAAAUAGGUAUUAGACUGGCCAUUUAUGCAUUGCCAAAAAAGAAGACAUAUACCACCAAAAGGGGAGGGGGCAAAGAAAGGCACAGAUCUGCACAUGCUAGUGUAUGUAAUAGAUGGAAAUUGAUAAAUAAUUACUGUAAUUUAAAUAUCUCACCACAGUGAGGAAGAGUGUGACCAAGUGAACUCUGUAACUGCUCAAGUCUCCUGCCCAGGAGCUAAGUGAUAAUAGGCAACUUCUUCUGCCUUCUCAGGGUUCUUAAACUUUAAACUGAAGUUAUAGCAGUCAGCCCUUCACCCAUGUCAGCCUGCCCACACUUUGAGAUUUGCUUCAGCGGUCUGGCUGAUGUGCCUGCCUGGGAGAACAAUCGGUCUGGCAGGGACAAGGAAAAGGGCUUUUUUAUUGGUGGCCCCACAUUUGUAGUGAUACAAAUCCUCCUUUCUGGCAAUGGGGUUGACUGCUGUUUUAAUGUUUUAAAAAAUAUUUAUAAUUUUUAGUUUUAUUAAAUGUUUUAAUUCUAAAUUGCGUGUUCUAUAUUUUAUUGUUAUACAUUUGCUUGACAAACAUGCCUUGGGCACAGCCUUGUGAGAAAGUGUCUUUUUAAAAGGUGGAAUGUAAACCUAUUAACACGGACAAAUAAAUGCAGCCUUGGACCAUGAGGGCAGCCAAGUGUUUUAAGAUGACCCACAGAGACUACAAGCAUGAAUUUCCCAGUCUUCAGCUUUCAGAUCAGACAGUGUGCCCUCCCCCUUGCUAUCCAUCUCUUGCUCCUUUUUGCAUUGUUGUCUUGCUUCCUGAUAAGCGUAUACCCGUCUGACCAUAUUUUGUCAUAAUUUCUAACAUUUACUCAAUCCCAGUAGGCGUUAAAGUCUAAGAUGGUAUUUAUUCAUUCUGAUGGCUGAAGAUAUACACAUACAUGAAAAACAAAAACGUCCUACAAUAUCGGCAAUUCAAAACAACAAGCUCAGCAAGCAUAUGCAAUUGCUAGCUGUGCGUCGUAUUGUGCCGUAGUGGAAAUCUGCAUGCUUUGACAUGCAAGUGCUAUAGUGCCAAGGUGCCUCUAUUACCCACUUGGAGACUUAGCAUCUAGAAAUCCAGGGGAAAGAGCAAACUCCUAAAGCCCCACCAGAGCUGUCCCUGCACCCCCACUGAGGUAUGCAGACAGGCAGGUGGUUGGGGGAGGGCUUUGGAGACUGAGGAACAAAGCAAGCUGCCUUAUCCUGAGUCAGGCAUCACUUUUAAAAUGUUAGUGUUGAUAGGGCCUGAAUCAGACAAAUUCAUUUUGACAGAGCAUGGUAUAAUCAGUUUAGCUGUGAGAUUGACACCAACACUGGAGACAGAAUGAACUAUUAACUAGGAUUGUUUAUUAAAUGGAUAUUUUUUACCUAAGGGAAUACUGGUGUUUACUUCAAGUUUUACAUGUGCUUGAUGGCACUUUCUAAGGGCUCAAGAGACACGCUUGCUGCUGCCAGCCUCGAAGAGGUCAAAGACCCUCAACCUCCACCCCAGCCAAAUUUGUUCACAACCAGAGUAGCUACUUGGUGCAAUCUGCCUCUGACCCCAAAGCUUCUCCGGUUGUACUUCUGGCUGCUUGAACAGUUUUGCCAAUUUUAAAACCCACUUGUGUAAUCUCCAUUUGGUAAGCUGCCUUACCAAGGCCUCUUAGCCAACACAGCCACCAUCUCCUUUCUUCUGAUCUUCACCAGCAUAUAAUCAUCACACUAGGCAAGACUACCUUGAUAUCUACCUGAACUUCAGCAUUUUCUGGUCUUUGCCUCACACCUCCCUUGUCAACCGACAUUCUCAGCUGACCUUAUAUAUCUUCCCAUGAACACAGUUAGCUGCCAUUUCUUUAGUGACUUGAACCUCCAGCCAAUCCACUAUCAAAAUGAAUGUGCCUGAGCCCCAGCUGAAAAGAGUAUUAGGCAAGGCCAGGUUAAGGGGGCUGGGAACCAUGGUGCAGUUCCCAAAAUAGGGUCCCUCCUUGCUAGGGUUGCUAUAUUCUAGUUCUACAUGUCUGGACAGGCUAAUGUUUGUAGUAUGCAAAUUAAGCAUAUUAAUAGUUGCAUUUUUCAGUUGUUUUAUUUUUGUGCCUAGUAAUUACCACCACAAACUGGGAAAGGAUGUGAGGAAUCUUUAAACAAAAAAUUACAUUAUCAACGCAAUGCAGCACUAUAAAAAGCCAGCAUAAAACAAAAAGCCAGCAAAGCAUAAAUGAAAAGCAAUAUUGAAACCAAGAGUUUGUCUGUACCAACAGUUAGGAAAUGUGAAAUGAACACACCACUACAAUUUCUAACAUAGACAAAAAUAAAGAUUUCAAUAUUUCAAUUCAGUCAAUCAUCUCACCUAAACAGGGUAUUGUCUGAGCAAAUCGCUUUCUGUACUGUGUCAAUAUUAAAUGUUUGCUGGUCCUAUCAUCUUAUAAGCUGUUAUCCCCUGAUGAAGGCCUGCAGAUAACAGGCUGAAACGCGUUGGGUUUUAUCUAUAAUAAAAGUUCCUA
Rhineura floridana is the source of this 10162-nucleotide messenger RNA. RefSeq lists its product as uncharacterized. The coding region runs from base 1732 to 3624 and encodes 630 amino acids. The transcript has 2 exons. The record is from RefSeq and is a predicted model, not a curated record. Lineage: Eukaryota; Metazoa; Chordata; Lepidosauria; Squamata; Rhineuridae.